AUGACUCAAGUUCAGGUCAGGCAAGGUGGGGGGUCAACAAAUUUUGCAGAGUUGUUCAUCGAGCGCUUCUGUAUGACCGGGGGAAACAGCCCCGUGGGCUUCUUGAAGGCCUACCACACCAACCUGUACCUGUCGUCUGACCCAGGCAAGGUUGAUGCUCUGAAUGAACCAGGUAUAGCGGCAGCCACCAUGUUCACCCCGGAGAAGAUGACGGAAGUGUCGGAGACUCAGCUGAGAGUCGCCUUCGACGGUGAUGGAGUCCUCUUCUCUGAUGAGUCGGAGCGCGUUUUCAAGGCCCAUGGACUGGACAAGUUCCUUGAACAUGAGAAGGCCCACAAGAACGAGCCUAUGAACCAUGGGCCACUGAAGGGUUUCCUCGAGGCUUUCGGAAAACUGCAGAAGAAAUUUGAUGGCAAGGGCCAGCGCAUGGACUGCCCCAUCCGGACAUACCUGGUGACGGCUCGCGGUGCCGCCAGCUCCGGUAUCCGAGUCCUAAAAACGCUGAGCUCAUGGGGCCUGGAGAUCGACAAGGCUCUCUUUCUGGCAGGGACACCCAAGGGCCCCAUGCUGGAGAAGAUCAGGCCACAUAUUUUCUUUGAUGACCAAAUGAUUCAUGUGAAGGGGGCUGCGGAAAUGGGGACGGUGGCAUGCCACGUGCCCUACGGGAAAGCUAAUGAGAGCAAGAAAGGAGUGAUGGGCAAAGAGACAUCUUCAGACUAG
Hippoglossus stenolepis (Pacific halibut) is the source of this 720-nucleotide messenger RNA. RefSeq names its product cytosolic 5'-nucleotidase 1A-like. NCBI's taxonomy places the organism in Eukaryota, Metazoa, Chordata, Actinopteri, Pleuronectiformes, Pleuronectidae. Gene Ontology annotation, biological process: nucleotide metabolic process; adenosine metabolic process. Gene Ontology annotation, molecular function: 5'-nucleotidase activity; magnesium ion binding; nucleotide binding. The record is from RefSeq and is a predicted model, not a curated record. Bases 1 to 720 code for a protein of 239 amino acids. Gene Ontology annotation, cellular component: cytosol; cytoplasm. The transcript is spliced from 5 exons.